Messenger RNA from Zootermopsis nevadensis, 4405 nucleotides. NCBI's taxonomy places the organism in Eukaryota, Metazoa, Arthropoda, Insecta, Blattodea, Termopsidae. The record is from RefSeq and is a predicted model, not a curated record.
UUCUCGCCACAUAGCCAUUCUCCUUGGCUGAGAAAUAAGAAAACAGGUUGUUGAUUCCAAAGUAGCGUAGCUAGGUGAUGACAAGAAGAGAUUCGCUACGACGUUUGUUGAUCGUUUCUUGUUCCGUGAAUUCGUGAGGACCGAUGUCGCUGUGUUUUUCCUUCUUUCUUUAAUCAUUCGAACUAUUCGAACCCACCCUACAGGCUAUAGUCUGAGGUAAUCAUAGCGUCGUCAUAUAAACCACAGACAAAUUGAUACUUCCGCUUUAGUUUAACUUAAUUUCUUACUGAAACUCUGUGCUAACCGGUUCAUGUUUUAGCCUGCAUAGAAUUUCCUUCAGUACACACACGGGGAUGAGUGCGUCAGUCACUUGAAGUAAGUGCCGGUGCGUUUGUUGGUUAUAUUGGUCUCCCGCGCUGUAAACAACAGGAUUUUAUAGUGAAUAUCUUGCGUAAUUGUGGUUGUCAACGUUUUAUCAUCACUAUUCCUUUAAAGUUUUUAUUACUAAAACCAAAUGAAGCGUAAUUUUGAAUGCAGAGUGAGAAAACGAAUAAAGUGAGAGUUUAGUAAACAACUUGCCCUUGUAACAAAAUUGCCUGAUUGUUUUGCAAAACAGUGUCAUAGUGAGGCGAGUUCGUGGUGGUGCGUUAAUGUUAGUAAUUUUAGUAUUGUCAAAGAGGGGCACAGACUGCUGAUUCUGUAAACAACAAUUAAAUUAUCCCAAUAUAUGGGUAUGAAUCAGAUGCAUUCAGAGUCCCUCUGAACUGGUCAGUAUAUCAGAUUAUAUUUUAGUUAAAUGUUGUGGAUGUUAGAUAUCAAUUUCCAUUCUCAGUCCUCAUACAACAAUUUACAAUAAACUACUUUUCCGCAGGAUCUGUAUUAACGUGUGCAUACUGCAGUUCGGGACAUGCUGUGUCUAUAAGGAAUUUGUGUCAGAAAAUAUAAAUCAGGCGACAGGCGGAGACCGAAUUGAAGUAUCGGCUUAUGCAUAUGACUUGUAGUCAUGUGAUACGACACUGAUCCACAUUGCGUGAUGCGGGACCAACGUUCCUGAGUUAACAGGAGACUGAGCAGUUUUUCCUGUGCCUGAAACCAUGGAAAAGGAUCCCCUGAGAGGCAAUGCGUCAAUUCCAAUGAGUUUUCCUGCGUCGUAUCAAGCAGUUGGUGAUCAGCUUGAGAAUGGGCAGCAAAUUCGUAGUGUGUCAUUAAGUUCAGAUGACGAUAUGAUUGACAUAACUACAACAGGGACUACCACAGAGCACUCUAUCCAUGGUGAGGAGCAGGGAUCACACUUAACAUCUAUUAAGUACUCAGGACACCUUGGGGGUGGGGUGCAAUUCAUUGGUCUUCAAGUUUCAGGGGAUUCAGAUGACAUCCCUGGAAUUGGCCAGUAUGAUGAUUUCCACACCAUAGACUGGCAGCGUGAUAUCGCACGUGAUCGUAUGCGUCACCGUUAUAUCAUAAAGAAGAAACAGGAUUCAAUUUGUGACUUAAUCAAGGGGGCACAUGAUGCAUGGUCUGGUUGGGUGUGUGUGCUGUUUGUUGGCCUUGUCACAGGCGUGGUGGCUGGUGUUAUUGACAUUGGAGCCAGUUGGAUGUCAGAUCUCAAGUAUGGUAUCUGCCCCGAAGCCUUCUGGCUCAACAGGGAACAAUGCUGCUGGUCGUCCAAUGAGACCACAUUUGAUAACGGAAAUUGUUCUCAGUGGUGGACAUGGCCUGAGGUGCUGAGACAGUCGAGAGAAGGUGUGGGACCGUACAUUAUCUCAUAUCUGGUCUACAUUGUAUGGGCACUAAUAUUUGCUGCUCUGGCAGCUGCCCUGGUGCGAAUGUUUGCACCGUAUGCAUGUGGUUCUGGUAUUCCUGAGAUUAAAACAAUCCUCAGUGGAUUCAUCAUCAGAGGUUACCUUGGCAAGUGGACUCUCAUCAUCAAGUCUGUUGGCAUCAUGCUCUCUGUGUCAGCAGGUCUCAGUCUCGGAAAAGAAGGACCAAUGGUCCACAUUGCGUGCUGUAUCGGUAACAUACUGUCGUAUUUGUUCCCAAAAUAUGGCCGAAAUGAGGCUAAGAAAAGGGAGAUUCUGUCGGCGGCAGCUGCAGCUGGCGUCUCUGUAGCAUUUGGUUCUCCUAUUGGAGGAGUGCUGUUCAGUUUGGAGGAAGUCAGCUAUUACUUCCCACUUAAGACUUUAUGGCGGUCAUUCUUUUGUGCUUUGGUGGCAGCUUUCAUCCUCCGCUCAAUAAAUCCAUUUGGAAAUGAACAUUCUGUUCUAUUCUAUGUGGAAUAUAAUAAACCAUGGAUAUUCUUUGAACUAGUUCCAUUUGUUGCCUUGGGAAUUAUGGGGGGUGUGGUAGCUACUAUAUUCAUUAAGGCUAACUUGUAUUGGUGCCGCUACCGCAAGGUUUCCAAGCUGGGUCAGUAUCCAGUGACUGAAGUGCUAGUCAUUGCCGUGAUCACGGCAGUUAUAGCAUAUCCAAAUCCGUACACUCGGAUGAACACGAGUCAGCUUAUCUUCUUGCUCUUCAGCCAAUGUGGUGUCUCAAACUCGGACAAUCUCUGUGAUUACAACCGUAACUUCACAGACGUAAAUUCUGCCAUUGAAAAAGCAGCAGCUGGUCCAGGGGUUUACAAAGCCGUGUGGCUCCUUGUUCUGGCUCUUAUAUUCAAGUUGGUGGCAACGAUCUUCACAUUUGGCUUCAAGGCACCAUGUGGUCUGUUUAUCCCCAGUCUUUGUCUGGGUGCCAUAAUGGGUCGGAUUGUGGGCAUCGGUAUGGAGCAGCUUGCUUACAAUUAUCCACAUAUUUGGCUGUUUAGUGGGGAGUGUUCCACUGGAGAUGACUGUAUCACCCCUGGCUUGUAUGCCAUGGUGGGAGCAGCAGCUGUGCUGGGCGGUGUCACCAGGAUGACAGUGUCUUUGGUGGUGAUAAUGUUUGAGCUUACUGGAGGCGUGCGCUAUAUCGUGCCACUGAUGGCAGCUGCCAUGGCCAGCAAGUGGGUGGGAGAUGCUCUGGGUCGACAGGGUAUAUAUGAUGCUCACAUUGAGCUCAACGGCUACCCUUUCCUUGACAGCAAAGAAGAAUUUGCUCAUACUUCUCUUGCAGCAGAUGUCAUGCAGCCCAAGCACAGUGAGCCGCUGAGUGUGCUGACUCAAGACUCUAUGACUGUGGAUGAUGUAGAAAUUUUGCUGAAAGAGACAGAACACAAUGGCUUCCCUGUGGUGGUAUCCAGAGAAUCACAGUACCUGGUGGGCUUUGUGCUUCGUCGUGAUCUCAAUCUUGCCAUAGCAAAUGCAAAGCGCACACUUGAAGGAAUCUGUGGGCAGUCCCUCGUCCUGUUUGUGAACUCCGUUCCACCCCAAGCAUCAGGUCCUCCACCACUGAAACUGAAGAAGAUUCUGGACAUGGCACCCAUCACCAUGACUGAUCAGACCCCCAUGGAGACAGUGGUGGAUAUGUUCCGCAAGCUGGGGCUGCGACAGACGCUUGUCACACAUAAUGGCCGAUUGCUUGGUGUCAUCACAAAGAAGGAUGUUCUUCGACAUGUGAAGCAGAUGGACAACGAGGAUCCAAAUUCUGUCCUGUUCAACUGAGAGCUACCCCAGUUGGAGAGAUGCAGGAAUCUGCUCAUUGAUUUGAACAGCCAGGUGUUUGGAACUAAUGCAGCGCACCUCUAGAUGCGCUGCAGGUGUGAGAAUAUUGUGAUGUUAAGGCUUCUGUACCGCCACUUUGACAGGAAGUGAUGAUUAGUACAGUGUACUUUAUACUGCAUGAAUCAGACUUUUGUGGAAGUAUUUUGUCCAGAUACAUCAUGCAAUGUCGUUAGAUGAAUUUAUAGUUUUGAGGAGUCCGUCUGUGUGCUAGAUCUAUCUGUUCAUGAAUUUGUUCAUUCAUAAAGCAGUGUUAUUUUAAAUAAAAAAGAAGGUAAGACUAACAAAGGUAGCAGUAUGUGUAUGUACACUCUUCUAUUUAUAUCUUAAUUAUUUAGGAAUUAUUUUAGCAAUGCCAUAAUUUAUAAGAAUCCUUUUUGUUUCAUAGUAGUAAAUUUUUACAGAAGAAUUUAAUUGCAUAUUAAAAAUAUUUGCCUGUGGAUGUUUUUCUUCCUGUAUUCAUUAUUAUUAUUAUUAUCGCACAGUAGGAACAAGUUGGGCCGAGAGGGGGAGAUACUGUAUAUAAUAUAAUGCAUUCAUAUUCUCAAAGUUGUCUGUUGCUUAGAAUUUGUAUUGGGACUCAUUGCAUGUUUGUCACUGGCAACUAGUCACUUGUUAUCUGUGUUUAUAAUGACAUUUAGAAUGAAUGUUAUCAUUAUUAUUAUGAUUAUUAUUAUUUUACUGCUGCUGCUGCUAUGACCACUAUCACUACUGCAGCUGCUGCUGUGGAAUUUCACAAUUAAAUGUAUCACGUCUUGACAUCUGAA